UUUAUUUAGGAUGUCUUCACUCAACGGAUGAGCCUGAAACAUUUUGCAUAAGAGGUGUUAGGACAUGUUAAAGUGUAGUUGCUAAAUGUUUGGCUUGAGUAGCCCAGAAUAGCAGGAUGAGGUGAUUAGGUGAAAGGUUUAUAGUGUCGAUGAGCUAUAAUGUUCUUACAGCGUGUCACCUAAAAGUCUAACUUUGUCAUUUGUUUCUAAAGAUAACUGGAACAUACAGCAGUAUGUCGUUAGGGUGGUCACUUAUAUUAUUUAUCAUGAUAACUUUCUUGUCAUAAGGAUUUAGAUUGAUUGUUGUCACACUAAAUUCCAAUUAAUGUUUAAAACCCCGCUAAACCGUCAGUAUUAACGACCACUGUUUGUUCAAUGAAAGUGUCAGUAAAUUUUAAGAUACAGUAACAGCGCAACAAAUCACACCUCUUCAUACAUUACAAAUGAGCAUUAUUUGUCGGCUAAGACGUAACAAAUAGUUCUUAUCGUCACUUUUAACAUUAUCACAAUGCUACUGCAAAAUACUGUGAUUAAAACUUUAAGUCCAUAUUGAACCACCCCUUCUGUGUUUCCUUAAGAUUUUUUUUCCACAACUUCUCAAGUCAGACGGCCACUUCACAUUUCAACUUGCAGGGAAUGUGCUGCUUUCAUAUAGCAACUCAGGACAGUCAUUGAUAAAGAAGGCUGUCCGCUCCUCUUCCUCCCUAAUAGAGAAAUCUGUGCUGUUCCGGCUCACAAAAACACUAAAAAUAGGUAUGACAGGUGUGAUAGUUUAUUUUAAUCAGGCAAUCUUAAUACUGAGCUUUGAAAAAAUGCUUUGAUUGGAUCCUUUUCUGAUUACUGCAGGGUUUCUAGGCAGUCUGAAAAAGAAUGUUAAACUUUAGAAAUUAUAUUCAAGUAUUUUCCUGCAGGUGUGAUGAAUUGGAAAAGGUUUGAAGAGACGAUCAUAUUGUUUUAAGCCAGGUCAGCAUGAAGUCGUAACUGCCUGUCCAGUCAGACAUACUGUUUGUCCUUUUUGUCUCACAGUUCGCAGGUAUCUCCUCAGCGGUAGGCCAUACAGCUUUUACUCCCUAACAAGUUAUCUUCCAUACAUCAUCAAUAAUCACAUUAUCAUAAUUGUAUUCAAAAACCCUAAUAAAACCACUGACUCAGUGUAUUAACCUACAAAGUGAGGUUCUUUUUCUGGAGCAAAAAGCACUGCUGUAUGCUUGGAUGCAGCUGGAAAGAAAAAAAGUUGGCAUAUCGCAAUGUUUUAGUGGAAAUUAAGAUGAGAACGUUUUAGGUUGAGCAGGAGAUGAGCUCACAUUCCUACUUGAUAAUCACAACUUCAUCUGAAUUCUGCUGUGCCAUUGUGUUCUUGAAAUAAUGCUUGAAAAAAAUUGUAUAAUACCAGAGGAGAGAAUAUUGUUGCGCUACUUGUAUGUAAUUAAUCUGUUUAUGUGUUUGUAAAAAGAGCUACAGGCCUACGAAAGACCAUGAUGGAACGACUCCUCCCCAUUUCACACCUUUAGCCAGUCACGUUCCUAUUCAACAAAAGCAUUGCAUGAAGGAUGGCUUCAUUGGGAUAAACAAGAAUACAGUAUAAUCCUGGUCCUCUCUCCCCUCUGCUUGAUCUCAGCAGUGUAAGCUGCACACGGGCCGAUCUGAACUUCUCUAACAUGAUUAAGCAGCAGUGGGUGGAAGUACACAGCCUCCGUUUUUGGUUGAAAGAGACUGUCCAUGUAGCCUUAAGGCCUUCUGUGAGUUUUGGUAAAAGUUUUGCCUAAAAAGUGCUUCAAACCUUAAAAAUUAAUUUUUGAAAAAAACCCAGAAAGGUCUCCAUGAUUUAAAAAUAGAAAAAAAAGCAGGCCAUCUGCCUCUUAGUAUAGUGAAGCAGAAGGGAUUAAAUCCAGAUUAUGGCAGACUGUGUGUGUGUGUUGGCGUGCGCAUGUAUGUGUCUGUUGCUUGUCAUCAGUGUGUCCUUGACUCUGUAGGCAAGCAGGAGGUUAGCUAGGGAGCUACCACUGGAUUGGAAAGCUACAGGAAGCGAAAGCGAAGCACCAGGAGAACCGUUUACUUUUUCAGUCCACGAAAACAUCCCCCUCCUUGGAGAGUAAACACUCGGAAGAACUCGUGAUGGCUUUUUUGAUCAAGAGCAUGAUUGGGAACCCCCUGUCAGGAAUUGGUCUUGGUGGUGGAGGCGACAAAGAGGAGGAGGCCACUCCGUCAGAUCCUGCAAAAGCAGCUGGGAUGACACGCGAGGAGUAUGAAGAGUACCAAAAACAGUUGGUAGAGGAGAAGAUGGAGAGGGAUGCAGAUUUCUUACACAAAAAGGCAGAGCGGGCAACGCUCAGAGUGUGUCUCAGGGACAAAUACAGACUGCCAAAGAGCGAGCAGGACGAGAACAUGAUAGAGAUGGCCGGGGACGACGUGGACGUGCCCGAGGAGCUGCUCAAGAUGGUGGACGAGGACGCCACGGAGGAGGAGGGCAAGGACUCCCUAAUGGGCCAGUUUCAAAACCUGCAGAACAUGGACAUGGACCAGUUGAAGGAAAAAGCCUCUGCCACGGUGACCGAGCUGAAGAGCAAAGCAGAGGAGAAGUGCUCUGUCAUGUGAACAGCCAAGGGUGGCGAAAGCAAAUGGCGGAAAGACCGGGGGGAUUGUUAAGAUAAUAAUUUAACAUAUGGGUUGGAAUAAACCAAGUUGUGAGUCUGAGGUUCUAUACAUUUGUUGAGAAUAAGCCCUCUCUCAUGUUAUGUCACAUUAUUUGAUUCAAAUCAUAACAAGAAAUUAUAUUAAAGCCAUCAGAAAAAUCUGCUAUAAAGUUUUCCUUUUAUAGUUUUUUUUUUUGCACACAAAUUUGCAGUACAUUAUAUUGUGUCAAUGGUGCCCAAUCCUUCCACUCUUACUGUUCAGUGUUGUCAUGAAAUGAGACAGGUUAGUCUCUAUAUAUGUGUGUGUGUGUGUGUUUUUUCAUUAAAAAAGAAAGUCAAGGUAAUCCAAGAUGUGCUGAUAGAAAACCAAUCCUUCCUGAGUUAUGCAACUUUCCUCUCAGUUUUAUUGUUUUUUUUUUGUUUUCCUUUCUUUUAUUUUUGUUUCUGCUGUAUAAAUGUUUGAUAUAUUUAGUCACCACCUUUGGUGUUGCACGAAAGCAUGUGAUUUUCAGGUGUUACAAUGAUUUCAGCUGGAUUAAGUCUUUGCAGAAACAUUUGCAGAUUUGCACAAACUUACUUUAUAAAUACAUAAAUCAUGAAGGCGACAGGUGUGUGUUUUUGAAAUGCUUGAAUGCAUGUAAAUUGUGAGAAGGUAAAUUUGUUGUUCAAAUAAAAAUGCAUAUUAAACACAA
Molecule: messenger RNA, 3325 nt
Organism: Xiphophorus hellerii (green swordtail)
Lineage: Eukaryota; Metazoa; Chordata; Actinopteri; Cyprinodontiformes; Poeciliidae
Gene: cplx4a
Product: complexin 4a
Exons: 3
Coding region: 2116-2595 (159 amino acids)
Biological process (GO): synaptic vesicle exocytosis; regulation of neurotransmitter secretion; neurotransmitter transport
Cellular component (GO): terminal bouton; SNARE complex
Molecular function (GO): syntaxin binding
Source: RefSeq, a predicted model, not a curated record